CCACCCAUCUCCACCCGCACCCCAACCCCGUUGCCCCGCGCCCGGUGUCCCCGCAGGAAGGAGCAGCAGAAGAACCAGAAGGGCUCCCGCUCGGUGUGGGAGCAGCGGACGAGCGAGCUGCGCAAGCAGAACCUCCUGGCGAGCCGCGAGGCGCUGUACAGCGAGCUGGAGCCCGAGGAGCGCUGGAAGCUGCCGUACGGCCGCCACCUGCGGCCCGACAUGAAGAGCCACGCGGACCGGCCGCUGGUGGUGGACCCGCAGGAGAACCGCAACAACAACACCAACAAGACGCGAGCCGGGGAGCCGCCGGCGGAGCCGCGCUUCGCCGCCCCGCGCCACGCCGACGAG
Molecule: messenger RNA, 348 nt
Organism: Phasianus colchicus (ring-necked pheasant)
Lineage: Eukaryota; Metazoa; Chordata; Aves; Galliformes; Phasianidae
Source: RefSeq, a predicted model, not a curated record